Messenger RNA from Tinamus guttatus (white-throated tinamou), 2234 nucleotides. RefSeq names its product leucine rich repeat neuronal 3 (gene LRRN3). Gene Ontology annotation, cellular component: plasma membrane. The record is from RefSeq and is a predicted model, not a curated record. Lineage: Eukaryota; Metazoa; Chordata; Aves; Tinamiformes; Tinamidae. Gene Ontology annotation, molecular function: protein binding.
AUAGUAAGGAACCAGAUACUUUUAUCAACAUUUGAGCUAAGAUGAAGGACAUGCAACUCAAAAUUAAUUUUCUACUUGGCCUAGUUAUCACUGCACUACUACAAGUUGUAGGAAGAAAAGUAGACUGCCCAGAGUCAUGUAUAUGCGAGAUCAGACCUUGGUUCACCCCCAGGUCUGUGUAUAUGGAGGCACCAACAGUGGACUGUAAUGAUUUAGGUCUUUCUAAUUUUCCAGCCAGACUGCCCGCUGACACACAGGUUCUACUUCUACAGACUAAUAAUAUUGCAAAAAUUGAACAAUCAGUAGACUUGCCAGUGAAUUUAACUGGUCUGGAUUUAUCUCAAAAUAAUUUAUCUUCAGUGACCAGUAUAAAUCUUAGAAAAAUACCACAUCUGCUUUCAGUGUACCUUGAGGAAAACAAACUUACUGAACUCCCUGAAGAAUGUCUCUCUGGACUCCACAAUUUACAAGAGCUCUAUAUUAAUCAUAACCUGCUUUCUGUGAUUGCACCGGGAGCUUUCAGAGGCCUCAAAAAUCUUCUCAGACUUCAUCUCAAUUCAAAUAGCCUGCAAAUGAUCAACAGUAAGUGGUUUGAAGCUAUUCCUAAUCUUGAGAUUCUCAUGAUUGGAGAAAAUCCAAUAAUCAGAAUCGAAGAUCUUAACUUUAAGCCUCUGAUCAAUCUGCGAAGCUUAGUUUUAGCAGGCAUAAAUCUCACUGAAAUACCUGAUAAUGCUUUGGUUGGCCUUGACAAUUUAGAAAGUAUAUCAUUUUAUGACAACAGAUUUGUUAGAGUGCCCCACAUUGCUCUUCAAAAGGUUGCAAACCUUAAAUUUCUGGAUUUAAAUAAAAAUCCCAUUAACAGAAUACGAAGAGGAGAUUUUAGCAAUAUGUUGCACCUUAAAGAGUUAGGAAUUAAUAACAUGCCUGAACUGAUUUCGAUAGAUAGCCUCGCUGUUGAUAAUUUACCAGAUUUAAGAAAAAUAGAAGCAACCAACAACCCCCGGUUAUCAUAUAUUCAUCCAAAUGCAUUCUGCAAACUUCCCAGGCUGGAAUCUCUCAUGCUCAACAGUAAUGCACUGAGUGCCCUGUACCGCAGCACCAUUGAGUCCUUGCCUAACCUGAAGGAAAUUAGUAUACACAGCAAUCCCAUUAGAUGCGAUUGUGUCAUCCGCUGGAUUAACAUGAAUAAAACAAAUAUUCGCUUCAUGGAACCAGAGUCACUGUUUUGUGUGGACCCUCCUGAAUUCCAAGGCCAGAAUGUGAGACAGAUACACUUCAGGGAAAUGAUGGAAAUCUGUCUUCCCCUGAUAGCUCCUGAAAGUUUUCCAUCUACUCUUGAUGUAAAAUCUGGCAGCCAUGUUUCCUUACACUGCAGAGCAACAGCAGAACCAGAACCUGAAAUCUACUGGAUAACACCAUCCGGACACAAACUUUUGCCUAAUACCAUUUCUAAUAAAUACUACAUCCAUUCUGAAGGAACACUGGACAUAAGUGACAUAACACAAAAAGAAAGUGGCUUAUAUACAUGUAUAGCGACAAAUUUAGUAGGGGCAGACUUAAAAUCAAUCAUGAUUAAAGUGAAUGGCUCUUUCCCUCAGGACAGCAAUGAAUCUUUGCAUAUUAAAAUAAAAGAUAUAAAGUCUAAUUCUGUUUUAGUUUCAUGGAAAGCAAGUUCUAAAAUUUUCAAGUCCAGCGUUAGAUGGACAGCCUUCCUGAAAGAGAACUCUCAUGCUGCACAGAGUGCUCGAAUUCCAUCUGACAUAAAGGUCUAUAAUCUUACACACUUAAAUCCAUCGACUGAAUACAAAAUUUGUAUAGAUAUUCCCACUAUCUAUCCACAGAAUAAGAAGCAAUGUGUCAAUGUAACCACAAAAGGACUCGACACUGCGGUGAAAGACUAUGAAAAGAACAACGUACUAGGAUUCCUCGCCUGCCUUGGUGCUCUUCUGGGAAUCAUCUCUGUGGUGUAUCUCUACAGUGGCAUCUCACAAGAGAUGAACUACGAUGUAGGACACAGCUAUUUAAAGAAUUAUCUGAAGAAACAAACCUUUUCACUCAACGAGCUUUAUCCUCCUCUAGUCAGUCUUUGGGACAUGGGCAAAGAAAAAAGCACAGCCCUGGAAGUAAAGGCAACUGUAAUAGGUGUACCAACCAAUAUGUCAUAAAUGUGUGACUGUAUUAACUUAAUUGCUGAAAUAAAAAAGCACAUGACUUCAUUUGUGCUAAAUAAAAAG